ACUGAAAAUGACACUUCCACGUUUCGAUCAAAUCCGACCCAAGAUCGAGCAACACAUCCGGGAGGUGAAGGAUUUCCCGAAGAAAGGCAUUAAUUUUCGUGAUAUAAUGCCAUUGUUCACAAAUCCUCAACUCGUCAACGAGCUCUGUGUUGUCAUUGCCGAUCACGUUCGUCAUACAGUUGGACACGUGGAUUCAGUUGCUGGCUUAGAGGCACGGGGAUUCCUAUUCGGACCACAAGUUGCCAUUCAGCUGGGUGUUCCAUUUGUGCCAAUCCGCAAGAAGGGAAAGCUCCCAGGAGCAACGAUUGAAGCAUCGUAUGUGAAAGAAUAUGGAGAGGAUCGGGUUGAAAUUCAAGAAGGAGCAAUUAAAAAUGGGGAUAUUGUGUUCUUGAUCGAUGACUUGUUGGCUACUGGAGGCACUUUAAGAGCUGCCACCGAUCUAGUCGUGAAAGCUGGUGGAAAAGUCGGUGAGGCAUUUGUUCUCAUAGAACUGGCACCAUUGAAUGGUCGUUCCAAGCUUCCGGAUGUUAAUCUGACAACUCUCAUCUCCUAUGAUAGCGCUUAAUAACCAUAUCUGAAAAUGACUGAAAGCUUCUCGAUUGUUAAUUCACUUGAUCUAAAUAUAAAUUGAUUUUAAUAAAAGUUAAAGUCUUUAUC
This is a messenger RNA of Caenorhabditis elegans, 657 nucleotides long. RefSeq names its product Adenine phosphoribosyltransferase (gene aprt-1). The transcript has 3 exons. The coding region runs from base 8 to 565 and encodes 185 amino acids. Gene Ontology annotation, biological process: AMP salvage; adenine salvage. Gene Ontology annotation, cellular component: cytoplasm. NCBI's taxonomy places the organism in Eukaryota, Metazoa, Nematoda, Chromadorea, Rhabditida, Rhabditidae. The record is from RefSeq and is marked reviewed. Gene Ontology annotation, molecular function: adenine phosphoribosyltransferase activity.